AUGUCAUAUAGCGCAAACUUAAUAUCCAAAGAUACAAUUCCUGAGACAAGUAAUAUCAAAAUUUCUGAUUUGGCAAAAGAUCCAAUGUUGGUCUAUUCAGCUUCUGGUAAGCUAGUAUCUCAAAAUAUUCCUGAUAGCCCACCUACAAUGUUUAUUAGCGCAAAUUCGUCUCCAGGAUGCAAUAUAGUCAAUGAAAGAGAUGACUCAUACUCAAAUCUAAGUAACUUUUAUUCGAUAUUUUCGAAAAUUAGUGAGGAGAUGAAGAAUAAAGAGAUGAUUUCAAAUAACAACUUGCCAAAUGGGGGAUCAAUUUCCAAUAAUAUUGGAUUAGGAGUUGGAUUUCCUAUAUAUAACCCAACACCAGGUGCUCAACUACUUCCCCCGAGCUUAGUUAAUAACUCUCAGGGUAAUAACUCUAAUAGUUUCAAUUCGUUUAGUGUUGAUGAAGGAAGCUUAAAAUCCAAAUUAGACCAUUCAAAUAGUCCAUAUCCUUAUAUUGGAUCUCAGAUAGAGUGGAAUAACACAAUGAAUGCUUAUUAUCAGCAAUUAGCAUUAUAUAACCAAAUGGCUAUGGCAAUGUAUUCUCCAAUUUUAUCUGGUGGAUAUGGAAUACCAGGUACAACAGCGGGGUGUUUUAAUCCAUUGUUUAGACAGAUGUAUCCCGGAUGGCAAAACAAUAAUAGUACAAUUACUGGGCCAGGGACAGGAUCUGGAUCUGGAUCUGGAUCUGGAUCUGGAUCUGGAUCUGGGUCUGGGUCUGGAACUGGAGUCAUAGUCACACCUUUUAAUUUGUUUGAAUUGCAAACUGGAGCAUCGCAAGUUCCAAACAUGGUGUCUUUGGCCUCUUUAUCUCAAUUUUCUUGCAAUGGAGGGACGUCAAAUACUAAUUCGACCCCCACAACCAACGUAAUUGGAAGUUCAGGAAAUCACUUAGGCAUGCAACCUGUUAAUCUCACAGGAGGCGUAGCCAAUAACAACAUUUCAGUAAAUAGUUCUCCAGUUCAUUCUUCCCAAUCAAUUCCUUCUUCAAUUCUUUCCCCUAUUAACAGGUCUCAAUCUUCAAAUUCCAGGAAUUCUUUGAAUAAUUAUGAUGCUGGUUUUGAAAUCUCCAAGUCUUUAGGAGAUUGGGUAUCUAAAAUCGGUAUCAGACAAGAAAAUAGAAAAGUUGAUAAGGCUAGAAAGUCUAUUAAAUCAAAUGUAGGUGGAAGAAGAAAAAUUGAUAAGAGUUCUGCAAUUUGUAUAGUUUGUGGAACAACUCAAACUUCACAGUGGAGAUUUCUUAAUUUGGGGGAAUUAUACAAUAAUAGUAAUAAAGAUGAGAAUUCAAACUUAAUGAAACAGGAAUCUAAUGAUGCUUUAAAUAUUCAUUCUGAUCAGCUCUCAUCUACUCCUGAAACAAAUUCCCUUAGCACUGUUCCGCCUGUUACCUACAUUGAAAAACAAAUCUGCUGCAAUGCAUGCUAUAUGAAGUAUGAUAGAAACCGUCCAAGAUAUAGAAACGGGAAAAAGGUUCCUCCGCCUUUACCUCCGUACCUAUAUUCGCAGAAUCAAUAUAUUACCACUGCCAAAGCCGAUGGAGUUGAUAAUCAUUCUAAGUACAAGCAGGAGGUUUCGUACACACACUCUGAAUGA
Cryptosporidium ubiquitum is the source of this 1632-nucleotide messenger RNA. RefSeq lists its product as uncharacterized. The record is from RefSeq and is a predicted model, not a curated record. Gene Ontology annotation, biological process: regulation of DNA-templated transcription. The transcript has a single exon. Lineage: Eukaryota; Apicomplexa; Conoidasida; Eucoccidiorida; Cryptosporidiidae. Bases 1 to 1632 code for a protein of 543 amino acids. Gene Ontology annotation, molecular function: zinc ion binding.